CCGAUCACAGCAACAGUGACCUUUCGCGUUGUUUCAUAUGACUGCGUGUUACUCAUUGCAUUUAAUAAGAAUUUCUGGUUUGUUUUAUGUGAUUGUGUUUCACAACUCGAUUCUCUACACUCUUAAGUCUGUUUUGAAUUGUCGUGCUUCAGGCAUUACUACGCUACUGUGUAAGUCUUCAGUUAUUGAGUUUCAUUCAUUAACUCUCUGUUCCGUCAGGGGGCUUUGUUGAAUCAGCGUGCUUAUCCAUACCCUGUUCUCCGAGGUAUGUUUUAAAUGCUCGUGUUUCACCUAUUUCACUCACUACAGUCACUUACCCUUCCAGUAACAAGCCACCAUGAUUGCUGCAUUUAUUGUUGCUGCGCUGUGUCUCGCCGGUUCCGGGCUUGCAGACAAUUCCGAGUUUUGCCAACAAGAGUGGUGCACCAUGGACUACGCGCCUCACUGCAUGACAGACGGCACCAUCGUCUACGGAUGCGUGGGCCUCAAGACCGCAGUCUGCGACGACAUGAAGACUGAACAGACAGACUGGUCACCUUCACAAGCCUGCCGCCCGUCCGACUACUGCGAGAACUUGGCUUGCACCUUCGACUUGCUGCCCCACUGUCUCAGUGACGGCUCCAUCGUCCUCGGCUGCAACGCCCUCAAACACGCUGUCUGCUCGAGGAACCUGACGGAACAGAUGGCCUGGACCCCUCGAACAUCAUGUCUUCCCGACGGGUACUGUGAGAGUGACGUGUGCACGGCCGACCUCAUCCCCCACUGCAUGAACAACGGCGUCGUGAUGCACGGCUGCAGCGACCUCAAACAAGCUGUCUGCCAGGACGGUAUGGUGGAGAACAGACUAUGGCAGGAUGGCCAGAGAUGCCUGCCGCUGUUCUAUUGCGAGUCCAACAUGUGCACGAAAGACAUGAUAGAACACUGCAUGACUGACGGCACCAUAGUGACGGGCUGCGACGCCCUCAAGCACGCCAUCUGCAAGGACAACAAGUCGGAGAACGAAGCCUGGGAGUCCGGCACCCCGUGUGAAGCUCAGGAACACGAAUAGAAAGGAAUUGUUGAAGUGGUCACUGCAAUUUCAAGACGAUCUGCAAUAAUUACGCGAAUAAAA
This is a messenger RNA of Haliotis rubra (blacklip abalone), 1111 nucleotides long. RefSeq lists its product as uncharacterized. The transcript has 9 exons. The coding region runs from base 338 to 1048 and encodes 236 amino acids. NCBI's taxonomy places the organism in Eukaryota, Metazoa, Mollusca, Gastropoda, Lepetellida, Haliotidae. The record is from RefSeq and is a predicted model, not a curated record.